Messenger RNA from Cryptotermes secundus, 3173 nucleotides. RefSeq names its product epidermal growth factor-like protein 7 (gene slow). The transcript is spliced from 10 exons. The record is from RefSeq and is a predicted model, not a curated record. NCBI's taxonomy places the organism in Eukaryota, Metazoa, Arthropoda, Insecta, Blattodea, Kalotermitidae. Gene Ontology annotation, cellular component: extracellular region; cell surface. Bases 408 to 1439 code for a protein of 343 amino acids. Gene Ontology annotation, biological process: anatomical structure development. Gene Ontology annotation, molecular function: calcium ion binding; signaling receptor binding.
GCACAACGGUCGAGCUUCUAACUUUCAAUGCCGUCAGACUGGUGAAAGACAAGCACACGAAUGUUGUGGGCACAGCGACUCACAGAAUACCAAGAUAUACUUACGGAUCCAGUGUAUUAAGUCAGAUCAAAUAAUUUGAUAUACAGCUGAAACUGCGAUAAGUAAUAUAUUUCUUUUUCCUUCAGAAAAUGUAAUAAAAUACAGUGCAGGCUUACAGAAUUAAAGAGACUUUGGUGUUGACAGAAGUGAAGUUGUUACUUGUUAUGAAUCAUUGAAAGUGGAGUUCCUUCAAGUGUUAAAAAUAAUUUAACUCUGCGUGUGAGGAAAAUAUGAUGUGUUUAUGAAGGCGAAAUAGGGUACAUGCAGAUGAGUGAACAUACAAUUUUAAGAGAUCUUUAAAGUUAAAGAUGUUGAGAGGACUAGCGCUGAUGUGCCUCGUGGUUUCCAUAGCAACGUGCCUACACAGGAGCAGCAGUCGUCAACAAAGGAAGGCAAACACUUACGUGACUAGAAAAGAUUCCGAGAUAAUCAUUGACAACAAUGAAAAACCGGCCGUGUCAUACGUCAGACUCCAUCCAGGACGUCACGUGUGUUCUGUUGAGAAGGCUGUGACCCAGCCAGUGAAGACUUUACAGUCGUAUUGUAAGCCGGCACUGAAGCCUUACACUCAGCCCUGUCUAGACAACAAGAGCUGCAACGGAGUACGGUUGGUGUACGAAACAGCAUUCAGAACCAUAUACGAGACCAAAAUCAAUCGAUACACAAGCUACAUCUGUUGUCCAGGAUGGACGCAAAUCACCAAAAUUGACCACGGAUGCAACAAAGCUGUGUGCACGCGCUUAUGCCUGAACGGUGGAUCCUGCGUCAAACCGGAUAUGUGUGUCUGUCUCCCGGGCUUCACUGGAAAGCAGUGCGAGACAGAUAAUGAUGAAUGCAUAGAGAAGCCAUGUGACCAUACAUGCAUCAACACAAAUGGCAGUUUCUAUUGCCGAUGCCAUGAUGGAUUUGACUUGGAAAGUGACGGACGAUCAUGUAGAAGUCAUGAAGGAAAAGUUGCAACAGAAGCUAGGGACCUCUUAGACUAUGACAUUCUUGCAAAGAGAGUACAGAAAAUCAAGAAAGUGAUGGUACCACCAUCUGAUCCAACCACAGACCAAGCAAUAUCACAGCUUAAUGACAAAGUUAAGCUGAUUAUUGAAAACAUAGCACAACUAAGGCACCAGCUCAAUGAUAUCGAGAGACAUCAAAAUGAAUAUCAUCAACAAAUGGAAAACAUCAAACCCUACAGGACGGAAAUGCAACGCAUAAACACGCUCUGUGACCAAGUGGCAGGCAUAAAACGAACUCUAAAUGAAUGUAAUUGCAGAAGUUACUACAGCAAUAGGCUGGAGCACAUGGAGUGUCUUGACUGCAUCUCACAUAAAACUACCAUCAGGUAACAUGGUCAUCAAAGAAUCUGAACAAAAAUGCGAUAGGAUUAUAAGCCAAACAGCAGGGGUGUGAUGAGGUCACCUAAAUCAGUUCAGCUGAAUUGGCUGCACCUAAAACAUUAAAACAGAUUAUAAAAGUGUCCUGAAAAAAGCUCAGCCUGCAAAAUAUUACACAGAUUCCUACUACUGCAGUGAUAAAAGAAUGUGUUGCAAUGUAUGGCUUGACAAGGUAUUUGUUGUCUCAUGUCUGAAUUAUUCUAUUGAAUUUGAUCUGAUGGGGUCUAUGCUAUACAGCCUUCAGUGCUGACCUUGGCCUCUGAAAAACAGGAUAACAUAAUGGCAAGUGACAAUCUAACAUGCAAACCAGCAGUUAAAAUGAUUAUUAAUGUCAUCCAGUGUGAAUAAUCUUUUACACUAUUACUAGUGUGACAGACCAGGAUGAACCAAGUAAGUUAUCAAAUUUAUUCUUAUAAUUAGAGUUUGAAAUGGGGGCCAUAUUAGGUGCAAUGCUGUCCCACUUCCUUUAAGGAGACUACAAAACCACCCCAAAAGCUGUGAUACAAAGCACCAACGCAAUAAAUACAACAGUUACACAACUCAUUUUCCAUUGAUGCAAUUCAUUAAACCAUUGUCAUUAAAUUGAUGUGCCUUUCAGACACAAAAUCGUUCCAACAACCGUGUUCUCAUUACUGAAUUAUAUGUUAUCCUCGAGGCCAUGCUGUAGCUCAGGGAGUUAGUUACUGGCUUCUCACUGCACAGACCUGGGUUCAAAUCCCAGGGUAGUCAAUGGAAGCUCUGUGAUAGACAAGGUAGCACUGCGGUAGGUUUCUCUGAGUACUUCAGUUCAUCUUCAAUUAUCACACUACUAAUGUUCCACAUUCAUACAUCAUUAGUGGUUGGUGCAACAGACCCAUAUGAGGUCGCAGCAUCAAGAAAUUCGAUCUCACUGCACUCCAACUGCCAGAUUUAUGUAAAAUAUCAUCAAACUGUGUUUCAUUUAAUUAUAUGAACAAAUGAGCCCAUAUUUCAGCAUCCUGUUGCACUGGGGCACAAUUUUAAUUGUAUAGUAUUCCAUCUGUAAUGCAACCAAGUCAAUCCUUUCUUAAAAGACACUAAAACAUAUUUAAUUCACUAAAAAGCACACAAUUAAAAUGGGGCCAUUGCUGUUCAGCUCAUAAAUUCUCCUCUUCUGUUCUAUCCCACCUCAAUGAGUACAAAAAAGCCAUUAGAUGCCCACAUGUGUGUGUAUGUGUUCAGAUGUGCUUAUGCACAAAGUCUCAUGUGAUUGUACACUGCCAUACAAUUUUAAUUUCUAUAUAAGCUGAAUAGACUGAUUUUUGCCUACAUACAGAAGAAACUGCCAUUAACUAUAAUUCUGUAUGUAAAAAAAUACUGUAGCCACUUAUUUGCUCUCUCACAUGUCAUACUGCUCAUACAAUAAAAUAAUUCUUGUAAUUUAAUGUAACAUUUAUUUUAUUUCAGUCACAAUUUUGAAAAUAUGUCCAAAGUAUGGGAACAAUGACAGUAAACAUUUACAAUAAUAUUUUGUACAUAUUAUUAUACAGUAAAAUUUAAGUGAAUACAAUUUAUUUAGAUGUUACUCCAAAUGAUCUAAGUGUAGGCAAGAGAAAAGUUAAAUUACUUGCCUUACUUCUAGGGAUAUUUAUGUCAAAGAAUAGAAGCAAUUAUUUUCCAAUGCUGGUAUCGUGUGUAAGAAACCAUUAAAAGGUAUUAUUAAUUGAA